Molecule: messenger RNA, 1068 nt
Organism: Beta vulgaris subsp. vulgaris (sugar beet)
Lineage: Eukaryota; Viridiplantae; Streptophyta; Magnoliopsida; Caryophyllales; Amaranthaceae
Exons: 2
Coding region: 198-809 (203 amino acids)
Source: RefSeq, a predicted model, not a curated record
AAGGGAAUUCAACUUUUAGAGAAAAAUAAAAUGAAAUUAGUAACUUAGGCAAUAUAAUGCGUGUAAGGAGCUAAGCUUUCGUUUCGUGUGUGGAGGACGGCCUACCCACUUAUUCUCUUCUUUUCUCUCUCUUUGUUUUUCUCUCUCAUUUAUUUUCUUUCUUUCUUUCUCCUUUCUCGUAUGAUCAUACGAGGAAGAUGAUUACAAACAAAACACAAAAUUAUGAAUGCUGCAUGUGUGGAGACCAUGGUCUUGCUCAUGAACUCUUUCGUUGCAAAGUUUGUCAUUUCAGAUCUCAACACAGGUAUUGUAGCAAUUUAUAUCCAAAAGCAGAAUCAUAUAGAGUAUGUAAUUGGUGCCUAAUUCAGAAGGAAGAUCAUCAAGAGACUUUCACCUCCACUACCCCAACAUCAAAUAACACCAUUUCUUCCAACUCUCCUUCCUCACAAGAUCAUCAUCAUCACCUAACCAAGACUACAAUAACCAAGAUGAAGUCCAACAACCACCAUGUUGUUGGGCCGAAAGCGGGCGGUGUAGGGGCCAAGAGCUUGCAACCCACCAUCCCAAUCAAGAAGCCGGGUAGGUCACCGGAGGGUUCAUCACCUUCGGGCCGGAAAAGGAUGAAUGGGCCAGUAACACAAGAUCAAGAAAAGUUGAGGAGGACCAAGUCAGAAGAAAUAUCAAAUAAUAAUAAUAAUUCAAGUAGUAGUAGUAGAAGUAGUGGAAGAGCUGGUGGUCCAGCUGUUAUCAAACAUGUCUUUAGAAACAAGGUGAGAAGGUAUAAGCUUUUGGAUGAGGUCUCUAGUUGACAUUAACAUUAAUAUAUAUCAUCUAGCUACAUACCACAAUUUAUAUUUAUUAUGUGGGUGUUUUUAGGGUCUUUCUUUUUGUCUUAUUUUUGGUUUUUAUGGUCCCAAAUUAAAAUGCUUAGUAUGAUGUGAAAAGAAUUUUGAGGAAGUGAGGGUUAGUUCAAUGAAUGGAACACCUUAUAGUAUAUGUAUAUGUAUAUGUAUGGGAAUCCGAGUUUUGAGUUUUUCUAUAUCUAAACCAAAGGAUUCUAUAUUUUCA